This is a messenger RNA of Aegilops tauschii subsp. strangulata, 822 nucleotides long. The record is from RefSeq and is a predicted model, not a curated record. Lineage: Eukaryota; Viridiplantae; Streptophyta; Magnoliopsida; Poales; Poaceae.
AUGACAAAGGAGAGGAAGGUGUCGUGGAACUGCGCCGACGUCACCCCGGCGCCAUGCGCGCCGCUGCAGGGCACCCACAGCGGAGCAUGCCCAUUCCCCACCGACACGCUCGUCGUCGACCAAAUUGUCGUGCAUCAGUGCUCCUACAGUCCUACUCCCUCGCACCUGCUACUUCUGUGGCUGGGAGCUUGGAACAGAGUUCAGGAUAGAAUAACAGUCUUCAUUUGUACUUUGGAGCCAUGCAAAAAGACAGGUGCAGGCCAAACUAUACAACGACAGAGUAGACAACUAUACAAGGACGUGCGCGCCGAGAACAAGACAGCGGUGGGCACCAAGUCGGCGGUGCGGAUCAAGAUAGCGGUGCCGUGCAGUGCGUACGUGCACGAUGUGUAUGCGCGCCGUAUGAGGCUCGACGGCAUGAAGCGCGUCUUCUGGACCGGUGACUACAAGUCCCGCCCCGACGACGGCUACAACAAGACCGCCGUGCCCGUCGUGGAGAACAUCAACUACCAGGACGUGGUGACCAUCGACGUCUGGAAGGAGGCCACAAGAAUGCAGGGCAUCCAGGGCACGCCCUUCAAGGGCAUCUGCAUGGCCAACGUCACCGCCGAGAUGACCAAGAAGUGGAAGGUAUCAUGGAACUGCGCUGACGUCAAGGGCGUCUCGACCGGCGUCACCCAGGAGCCUUGCGCACCGCUGCAGGGCACCCACACCGGCUCCUGCCCGUUCCCCACUGACACGCUCUCCGUCGAUCAGAUCACCGUGCAGCAGUGCUCAUACUCCAUCGCGCCUGCUACUACUUCAGUGGCUGGGACACAGUAG